This is a messenger RNA of Exophiala bonariae, 2538 nucleotides long. RefSeq lists its product as uncharacterized. Gene Ontology annotation, biological process: transmembrane transport. The transcript is spliced from 2 exons. Gene Ontology annotation, cellular component: plasma membrane. NCBI's taxonomy places the organism in Eukaryota, Fungi, Ascomycota, Eurotiomycetes, Chaetothyriales, Herpotrichiellaceae. The coding region runs from base 1 to 2538 and encodes 845 amino acids. Gene Ontology annotation, molecular function: sulfate transmembrane transporter activity. The record is from RefSeq and is a predicted model, not a curated record.
AUGUCCGAACGCGACUCAGAGACCUCUUCCACCUCCUCGGUGAACCAAGCUAGCCCUCCUACCUCUCCCAGACCCGCACAAACUCACAGUCGCAUGUCAAGUCAACAUGUACCACUCAUCCCAAGUCGACUGCGAGAUUCCAUGAUCCUGUCUCCGGAGGACCGAAUGGCAAGAUCAAAAUCGUCAGAAGAGAUAGACCAGGGCCCUAGAUUGACUCUAUCCCCACCAGCACUAGAGCCAGAGACCGCACACCCUACCAUUGUAGAACCCGAACCAGAUUUGUUGUUAGACAGCAGAAAUGGUCAGGUUCGAGGCCAAAUUGACGAGCCAAGUUCACAUGAAGUCAAUGCCAGAACUAGCCUACUAGGAAACUACCACCACAAUCACCGUGUCUGUGGGCGCAAGAAUUGCAAUCAUGGCACGUUCUCCCCGAGUGCCCCUUCAUUCAGAAGUGCCCGAAGUAGCAUCGACAGUUCCAUUCAAUUUGGUGGUCGAUACCCUGGUGCUAUCGGCGAGGACGGAGGUCCAAGAGAUCAAACCCACGGUAUUUUGGGAGAUAGUAUAGCCGACUCUCUACCAGGCAGCAAAAGCAUGAGCACAACUAACUGGUUGGCUAAGAGACAUGGCAUCAGCAGCCCAAGAUUCAUGUAUUUCUCCUACUAUUUCCCAUUCGUCAAGUGGGUUCGACAAUACCGGUGGGCGUGGUUUCAGGGCGAUCUUAUUGCAGCCCUCACAAUGGCCUCCUUCUACAUUCCAAUGUCUUUGUCUUAUGCUUCGAAUUUGUCGCAUGUUCCAGCCAUCAAUGGCUUAUAUUCCUUUGUCUUCAACCCCCUGAUUUAUGCCUUUUUGGGCACUUGUCCACAAAUGGUUGUUGGUCCAGAAGCCGCCGGGUCUCUCCUUGUUGGGUCAGUGGUAAGAUCCUCGAUCGAUCGAGGCAAUUCUGGAGAUGACAACGACGUGAUCAAUGCUCAGAUUGCAGGAGUCGUUACUGCCACUGCAGGGGCUGUCAUUUUUGUGGCUGGGUUAAGUCGUCUCGGCUUUCUCGACAGCGUUUUGAGUCGACCUUUUCUUCGAGGCUUUAUUAGCGCCAUUGGAUUUGUUAUCUUUGUUGAUCAAUUGAUCCCGGAACUGGGCCUUACUGAGGUCGCCAGAGAGACUGGAGCUUCACACGGUAGCAGUGCACAAAAGGUGGUCUUCCUGGUGAGAAAUAUUGGAAAAUCACAUGGACUCACACUGGCCGUUUCUCUCACAAGUUUUGUCAUUAUCAUGCUCUUCCGGACGCUCAAGCGCAAGCUCCAGCCAAGGUUCCCUUCAGUCGCUUAUUUCCCUGACCGCUUUCUCGUUGUUGCGUUAUCUGCAGUUCUCACUUGGGCUUAUGGGUGGGACAAGCAAGGCCUGGAUGUACUCGGGAAAGUCGAGUCUGCCACAGGAUCUAAAGCCAUUCCUUUUCACUGGCCUUUUCAAUUUUCACACAUGAAGCACAUCGACUCUGCUCUAAGCACUUCGUUCUUGAUUGCAUUACUAGGAUUUUUUGAGUCGUCCGUGGCAGCGAAAAGUUUAGGGGAAGGCACACAUGGGCUGCAAGGCAUGACCCUGAGCGCCAACCGAGAAUUGAUCGCUUUGGGAACCGCCAACAUGGUGGGAGGCUGCUUCAUGGCUCUGCCUGGCUUUGGUGGCUAUGGCAGGAGCAAGGUCAAUGCUUCGACUGGUGGAACCACUCCUAUGAGUAGCAUCCUACUCAGCUUGAUUACACUUUUCUGCGUGUUUUUCGUGGUCCCCUAUUUCUAUUACUUACCAAAAGGAGUACUUUCGGCCAUGAUAUCGGUGGUUGCAUAUUCGCUCAUUGAAGAAUGUCCUCAUGAUAUCAAAUUCUUCUCCAAAAUCAGGGGUUGGACAGAGUUGUGCUUGAUGUCUGCUAUCUUUUUAGCAACUGUCUUUUAUUCCCUGUCGACCGGAAUCGCAUUGGGCAUUGGAUUGUCCUUACUAUCGCUCAUUCGCCAUGCUACGAAACCUCGGAUACAGAUUCUGGGACGUUUGCCAGGAACCGAUCGAUUCGAAAAUGCUGAGAAUUCUCCGGAGAACAUCGAAUAUAUUGAGGGCUGCCUGAUCGUCAAGAUCCCUGAGCCUCUGACGUUCGCCAACACUGGCGAGCUGAAGAACCGACUUCGACGACUCGAACAGUACGGCACCAACGCCGCACACCCAUCUCUCCCCCGAGUCCGACACGAGGACAACAACAAGAACGUCAUCUUCGACGUUCACGGCGUCACCAAGAUUGACGGUUCUGGCACUCAAGUCUUUACGGAGAUAGUGGAGGCGUACGUCAAACGGGGCACGAGAGUCUUCUUCUGCCGGCUCCCUCAUCGACGGAGCAAAGUGUUUCAGAGCUUUGAGCGAAGCGGCAUCGUCGAGCUCUGCGGUGGGAAAACGCACUUCGUGGGCAGUGUGGAGGAAGCGUUGCGCCUGUCGGAAGCGGAGGAUCUAGAAAGAUAUUUUGACGAGCGGUUGGCCGGUCAUGAAAGGGAUACGCAAUGGUGA